This is a messenger RNA of Symbiodinium natans, 1284 nucleotides long. NCBI's taxonomy places the organism in Eukaryota, Dinophyceae, Suessiales, Symbiodiniaceae. The record is from the annotation of a GenBank genome assembly.
AUGUUGGUGGAGUGGACGCAGGCGGGAAGCGCUGCCAAUCCCAUGUUCCGCUCCGCCAGGCUGCUGCGCGCCCUCCGCAUGGUGCGCCUCGUGCGGCUCAUCCGCGUGGCGCGCCUGGAGAGGACCUUCACGCUGCUGGCGAACCGCUUCCUCUCCACCUACUCCUUCAUGGUGGUGAAAGUCAUGGGCUAUUUGCUGCUCCUUCUUGCUGUCAACCACGUGACCGCGUGCUGCUGGUACGGCAUUGGCAUCUGGAGCGGGGAGCGCAACUGGCUCCAGCGCCUGGAGAUCGAGCAGUCUGACUUCCUCGACUCCUAUGUGAGCGCCAUGCACUGGGCUCUGACGCAGUUCACGCCCUCCACGAACAACAUUGCGCCGGACAACGCUUAUGAGCGGUUCUUCGCCAUCUGGGUGAUCCUUCUGGCCAUGGGCAUCUUCUCUUCCUUCAUCGCCUCGAUCAGCUCCACGGUGAACUCCAUGCGCUUGGCCCGGGCCGAGGAGAUCAAGCAAAAGGCUGAUCUUCGGCAGUUCUUCAUGGACCGAAACCUCUCCGUCGAACUCUUUGGCAAAGUCCAGGGCGUCCUGGCAAAGGAGGGACUCUUUGAGGUCCGAAAGCUCGAGCAUCAAGUGCAGCUGGUCAAGACCAUCCCGGAGAGGUUCAAAGUUCAACUUCACCGGGAGAUGUUCAUGAACUCGCUGACGAAGGUGGGCAUCUGGCCCAGGUGGGGCCACAAGGAAGACGCGCAAUUCCUCCUCACCGUGUGCCACCAUGGUAUGAAGGAGCAUGUCUCAAUGCUGGGUCAAGACGUCUUCAUGCCGGGCCGCGACUGCUUGGAGGUGUACGUGAUCGACACCGGAUCGCUGGAGUACUUUGCAAGUGGGCAAAUGCCGAGUCAGAUUAGCGCUGGAUCGGCUACAGACUCUGUGCUUUGCUUGCCAGCGCUGUGGGCAGGGUGGACCCAUCGCGGGCGCCUCACGGCCAACUACGGCUUGUGCUACUACAACGGUAUCGACUGCGAGCAGUUCUGCUCCUUGGCGACGAACUUCGGCGGUGCCUUGUGCCACUACCUCAAGAUUCUGGGGAUCCUUCUAGUGGGCGCCAUCGAAACACUGGAUGAGGAGGCCGUUCACGUGACGGACCUGUCGGUGCAAACUCACAUUCCCAUCAGCAGCCUGGUCGCCAGGGCAACACAGUUCGCCUCGAUCCAAACCACGGCCACGGCGCUGAAGCACCUACGAACCGUGGACCCACGAGAGAUGCCAAAGACAAAGUACCGACUCUGA